GGCUGUGGUUUUUGAAAGUUGUCUGGCUUUCAUUUGCUGAGGUGCGAGGUCACAUCUGAGUCUAACAUUUCCUGCUAAUAUUUCCUCAUUAGCUUGGAUUGGCCGACCUGUCCCGGCUGUAACUUUUGCCCAAAACAAAUCUCUGAUUUCACAUUUUAAUCGGUAGGCAGCGAAGGAGGGAAGUUUUGUCUUCCAUGUUCUAAUAACAACUUGCAUUUGUGUCGUGCUUGUAUCAUCGACAAACAUCUUGGAGCGGCUUCACGGAGAUACUCGGAUGUUAACUGGUCAGAUGAGACGUUAAGAAGGGGUGGUCAGCAGUUUGGACAGAGAUUACCAACUGGAAUGUUUUUUGGGAAAAUUAUAGAGCCAUGAAGAGAAACAAACAGUGGAAUGUCAGCAAAGCACUGGCUCUUGCCAGUCUCUAUCACUUUCUUCAUAGUGCAGCAGCAGCCUGUGUGGUUCCGUUCCUUACUAUAUACUUCAGGCAGCUUGGAUUGACUGCACAAUUUGUUGGCAUUAUCAUGGGAGUAAAGUAUUUUAUCUUCAUGCUUUGUACUCCCUUUUGGUCUUACUGUGCUGGGCGCCAUAACAAAAGGAGAGUUCUUAUACUUGGUUCCUUGUUGUCAUCAGUAGGAGCAGGCCUUCUAUUCACACUCAUUCCACCUAUAGAUAAGGAAAUAGAAUACAAAUUCUGUAACAGAAGUAUAUAUGCAAAAAACGGUUGGAAUCAAAAUACAAGACCAGAAGUCAAAGACCAUAUCAGUGACAUUAAGAUGAAUAAAUUUGCAUAUACCAUUCUUCCAACAGUAGUGAAUGGUGCUUUAACAAGCCUUCCUAGUUCAACACUCCAAGCUGAAAUUGAAGAAAACUUCCCGAGGCUGACCACUGUUGAAUCAUCUAUUACAAACAGAAUCAACCGUCUAAAACGGCCACACAAGACUGAACUGAGCAAUGUUACAUAUUCAUAUGUAUCAACUCCAUCAGAAAAUAGAGGUAGUACACAAACUGGAGAUGAUAAUCGUCAAUCAAAGUUGAACCAAUUUCUGCAGAUGAAAGACUCUGGCCAUGUAAGAACCAAGGUAGAAUCUGCCAAGCAUUUUCCUUUUAAAGAAGAUAACAAGGAGAAAAACAGUACUUUAGAUGUUUAUUCUACUUCAGUUAACAGUGCCAUCAUGAAAAGGGAUGUUGCUUUGAAAACUGGCUCUGAAGACCGAUUAGAAAAGCAGCACAUUAACACUGAGCCUGAUCACAGUUUUAAAAUUCUAGACAACCAACACCAGACACUCGUGCUUAUUUUACUAGCUGUGGCUCUAUGGGAAGUUCUAGCAUCAGCUUUGGAGUGGGUUGCAGAUGAUGGGCUCUAUGACUAUCUGGACUGUGUUGACUCUGUUGACCGUUAUGGUAAACAGUGGAUUUGGGGUUACUUGGGCACAGCUGGAGCAUCUUUUAGCAUAGGGAUUCUUGUGGAUAGGCUGCACUGUUUUAUUAAUGCAUAUACUUCUAGGAUUGCAGUGCAUUUUUAUGGUUAUGCAGUGUUGAUUACAUUGACACUUCUUGUUGGUGUGUUCUAUCCAAUUCAUACAGCUAAGAAAAAUGACAUGAUAAACCGCACUGUCAAAGGAUUACAUCUGUUGGGAGGUGAUGGAAGGGCUAUGUUAUAUGUGAUCACAGUCUUUAUCACAGGAGCUAUUAGAUCUACAAUAAACAACUUCCUGUUCUGGCAAAUGCAGAACAAUGGAAGCAGUGAGACUUUUAUGGGCAUUGCUGUAGCAAUUGGAUUUAUAGCUGAAGUUCUACUUUAUCUUUUCAAGGACAAAAUGUUAAAGAUCUUGUCAUUCUCUGGAUCAGUGGCAUUUGGACUUGUUUGCCUCACAGCCCAGCUGCUUUAUUAUUCGUUCCUCUGGUCCUCUUGGGCAGUAUUGCCUAUUCAAAUCCUGAAUGCUUUUAGCAAUGGUGCCUUAUGGUGGGCUGUUUGGGGACAAGCUAAUGAUUUAGCUACCCCUGGUAUUGAAAGAACACUCCUUAAAAUCUACCAUGUUUUAUCCUUUGGUCUAAGUGCAAGCAUUGGCAGUGUUUGCAGUGGCUUCAUUGUGAACAAUUUUGGCAUAGAAAGACUUUAUCAAGCAUGUUCAGCUAUUGCUAUGGUUUGGUUAGUGGUCUUCCUCAUUGUACAGUCAAAAAUUCCUCGGCAAAAGAGGGUAAACUAUUCGCGGCUCUUAGCUGAUACCAGUGAUAUGAGUGACUCGGAUGAUGAGCAAGGUAAAGAUUGGCUUAUUACAGCUCUGAAAAAUGAUGACUUUUACAGAAGUAGUUAGUC
Messenger RNA from Stegostoma tigrinum, 2317 nucleotides. RefSeq names its product major facilitator superfamily domain containing 6-like (gene mfsd6l). The record is from RefSeq and is a predicted model, not a curated record. The transcript is spliced from 2 exons. Gene Ontology annotation, cellular component: membrane. NCBI's taxonomy places the organism in Eukaryota, Metazoa, Chordata, Chondrichthyes, Orectolobiformes, Stegostomatidae. Bases 369 to 2315 code for a protein of 648 amino acids.